GUGUUCAGUCGUUUGCGCUCAGUGCGGUUUAUGCGGUCUGUGGGGCGGGCCAACAAGGUCGCCUGCCUGGACGGGCAAUUAAAAGUUACAAGCUUAAAUUACAUGCAUAUAUGGUACCAACAUCAAAUUAACCAACAGGAGGGGGGUAGAAAGAUAGGACUAUAGGAAAAACUCCACUUUAAUGGUGGGAAAUGGGGAAUAAACUUCAGUUUUUCAUUCUUUAAAAAACUUUAAAUCAUGUCUCUCGUACAAAGUUGCCUUCGACUAUUUGGUCAAGACCACAUUGAGAUUUCCUUAGUAGGACUUAGUUUUUCGUCAAGCAACGUUCUAAAUUUUUAGGUUUUAAUAUUUGGACAAAAUAACUAAUCUUCCAAAUCGUGAUAUAUAAGUCGAUAAAGUCGAAAGAAAGCCAAAACAAAAUGCUUAGGGCUCUGACCAAUCUGCUGCUGAUUGCAUCCAGCAUGUAUGCCAUGUACUCAUUGACUCCGGCGGAGCAUCCUUACGCCUAUACGGCGGCAUCAUUUAGCCUGGUCCAUGGACUGCUGGGACUGGUGCGCUCCUAUAUCGAGGAGCCUGAGGAGUGUGGACGCGAUUUUAUGAUCUCAUCCAGCAUACUGGAGGUAAUCCUUUUACCAUUGGCUAAUGUCGAGUUCUACUUAUUAUCCGAUAAAUCGGAUGUGGCGCUGGUGCAUGGCCUGUCGUUGAUACCACUGUUCUAUGAUAUGAUUUGCAAGAUCGGCGAUGACUGGGACAGUUCCACCGAGACGCUCAAGGAUCUUGCUCUGCUGGGCAACGUUGGUUCCACCGCUUAUCUGGCAGUCAAUGAUGGAAUUCCUAUCUACGGAGGAGUGGCUGCUACUGCCUUGAUGGCCAGAUAUGGUGCUGCUCUAGUGGAUAGUUUCAAGCAGGGCCUUGGCGCCUCAAUAGGCAACCUGGGACAUGCUGGUAUCGUGGCCCUUAUGACCUACGCACUCGUCGAGGGUUAGGUGUAGAUUUCUUAUUAAAAAAGGAAUUCACUAAAA
Molecule: messenger RNA, 1022 nt
Organism: Drosophila eugracilis
Lineage: Eukaryota; Metazoa; Arthropoda; Insecta; Diptera; Drosophilidae
Exons: 1
Coding region: 420-986 (188 amino acids)
Source: RefSeq, a predicted model, not a curated record